This is a messenger RNA of Talaromyces rugulosus, 1665 nucleotides long. RefSeq lists its product as uncharacterized. Gene Ontology annotation, molecular function: transmembrane transporter activity. The record is from RefSeq and is a predicted model, not a curated record. The transcript is spliced from 3 exons. The coding region runs from base 1 to 1665 and encodes 554 amino acids. Gene Ontology annotation, biological process: transmembrane transport. Gene Ontology annotation, cellular component: membrane. NCBI's taxonomy places the organism in Eukaryota, Fungi, Ascomycota, Eurotiomycetes, Eurotiales, Trichocomaceae.
AUGUCGUCCACCACCGAAAACGCCUCGGUCGAUAAGACUGCCAAGGCCAAGGGAGCCAAUGCCAUUGAGCUCCCCGACAAGCGUGUUGUCCAGCUCGACGAGCUCUCUGCGAAUGAUCGCGCCUUGGCCGAGCAGUUUGGCUACCAGCCGGUGUUUAAACGCGAGUUUGGUUAUCUAUCGACCUUUUCCUUUGCAUUCAGUAUUUCCGGUCUGUUUGCAACAAUCUCAACUACUUUCUCAUAUCCCUUGAUCGCCGGCGGCUCUGCAUCGGUCAUUUGGUGCUGGCUCGUCUCCGGUCUAGGCUGUAUGUGCAUUGCAGCAUCCGUGGCCGAACUCGUGUCUGCAUACCCAACGAGCGGUGGUCUCUACUUUACAGUUUCACGCCUGGCUCCUGCGCGAUGGGUCCCUUCAAUUAGCUGGCUGACCGGCUGGAUCAACCUGCUGGGCCAAAUCGCCGGAGUCGCCUCAUCCGAAUACGGUUCGGCGCAGAUGUUGCUGGCAGCCGUCUCGAUGGGCCGUGAUUUCAAGUGGACACCAACCACCGGUAUGACUGUCGGCGUCAUGGCCGCGCUGACCGUCUUCUGCGGAAUUCUCAACUCGCUGCCCACUGGCUGGAUGGAGAAGAUGACUCGCUCAUAUGUUCUCUUCCAUUUGGCUGUCUUGGUGACUUGCUGCAUCGCGCUGCUCGCCAAGACCGACAAGAGUAUGAGGCACGAUGCCUCGUAUGUCUUUACACAUGUUGAGACUACCUCUGGUUGGACCCCGAUUGGCUUUUCCUUUUUGUUCGGCUUCUUGUCCGUGUCGUGGACUAUGACCGAUUACGAUGCGACUGCUCACAUUGCCGAGGAAAUUCAAGACCCCGAAAUCAAGGCCCCAUGGGCCAUCUUCCUUGCCAUGGCCGCCGUGUACGUGCUUGGUUGGCUGUUCAACAUCGUGCUGUGCUUCACCAUGGGGGAUCCAAACGCGAUCCUCAACUCACCAAUGGAACAGCCCGUGGCCCAGAUUUUCUACAACAGUCUCGGCAAGUCUGGUGGCAUUUUCUACACGGUCUGCGCCUGCAUUCUCCUGCAGUUCAUCUGCUUGACCGCCACCCAGGCUCUUGCUCGCACUGUCUUUGCGUUUUCCCGUGACCGAUUGCUCCCUCUGUCCCACGUGUGGACCAAAAUUAGCCCUAUCACGGGCACUCCUCUGUACGCCGUCUGGUUCUCUGUCUUUUGGUGCAUUGCCAUCAACCUGAUCGCCCUGGGUAACUAUGUCGCUAUCGAGGGAGUCUUCAACAUCACCGCCAUCGCACUCGACUGGUCAUACGUCAUACCCAUCGUAUGCAAGCUAUGGUUCGGCCAAUUCGAGCCGGGCCCCUGGCACAUGGGCAAGUUUUCAACGGCCGUCAACUACUGGGCUAUCAUCUGGACCGCGUUUGUCUCAGUCAUCUUCUUCUUCCCAACAUCAAGACCGGUGGGCGGGGACACCAUGAACUACGCGAUUGCCUUUAUGGGCCUGAUUUUGCUGUGCGCGCUUGUCUACUGGUAUAUCCGCGGACGCAAGUUCUACGUUGGGCCUCUCAAGGAAACGGUUGUUCAGGGGCAGGGGCUUAAUGGAGGGAUUCUGGAGUCGACCCCGGUAGAGAGUAUUGACAGGGAGCAAGCUGAGAAGAUGACCAUUUAA